AUUCGUUUGACUCGAAAUCUUCAAUCCAUCGAAGACCAGAUGGGCCAGGAACCAAGACGUAGUCUCGUAGCUGUCUGCUUCGGGCCAUGUUACAGUGGUCCCGUCAGUGUUGAUGUCAGCAUUGGCGGUCCACGUUUGCAACGACGGAUUUUCAUGGGCGAAUGAGACUCUAGAACUAUCGUCUACCGAGAUCUCUUGGAACAAGUUUUAAUUUUUCAAUCUUGAUCGCCAUCAUUGUAAAAAAGUGAAUGCAAAGUGACCGAAAUCGCGAACAGAGCGACAGGCGUGGUUUUUCCCCGGUCGACUGGCAGCAGCAGACCGUAGAAGUCUUCCCCCACCACCGCCUCACCUCUUCACCUCUUUCCGCCCUUCAAACCUCCAAAAUCAAAAACCCAACCACCACCACCUCUCUUGCUGCCUCGUCCACUGCCGCACACCCACACCCACUCGACCCAUAACUCUACCUCGUCUUCCUAUGAUCCCCUCUCAAGCUCUUCUGCUGCGGGUCCACUCAUAACAACCGGGUCGUUUGCUCCUCUUUUCCACCAACUCCCCUCCUCCACUCAACUCCUCCCCCCAUCCUGGUCCAUCUGCGUUGUCCACCACGCCAGGACUGCCAUCCGUUCUCUCUAGAUUCGAGUUCCUCGUGUGGGCUGUUUUCCUACCCUACGUUCUUCCCCCUCCCACCCCCCGCUUCCUCUCCCCUCCUUCCCCCCUCCCUCGCGAUCUCUCGUCAUCGGUCUCGAGCCCCUCGUCCCCAUCGACCGAUCAAGUGGGAUCGACUUAAUCGACUCUCGCCUUUUCCCUCGUUGAAUCUACUAGCUUCCUAUCGCGCGGUCUUCGUCUGUCCGACCGGUUCCGCUUUGUCGUUCAAUCUCUCGAAUCGGCCACCAUUCAGAAUCUUUGCAUCGUCUCCGAUAGAGCUCUUGGAGACCUGAAAAGUCUCUUUGCCAGGCCGAUUUCCUUCUCGUCUCCCUAACUGCAUUCUCUGCGACCUUCGGGCGACCCUAGAACGAAAAGAUGGUAGACAGAGAUCCAGGCACACCCACCUGGAAGUUCACACAAUGCUUUGGCGAUAAAGGUGAUGUAGAAGACAUCACAGAAGCUGAUAUCAUCUCGACCGUUGAAUUCGACCACACCGGUAAUUAUUUGGCUACGGGAGACAAGGGUGGACGUGUGGUUUUGUUUGAGCGGAACGAAACGAAAAAAACCUGCGAGUAUAAGUUCCAUACCGAGUUCCAAUCCCACGAGCCGGAAUUCGACUACCUCAAAUCCUUAGAGAUCGAAGAGAAGAUCAACAAGAUAAAAUGGUGUCGACGACAGAAUGCAUCACACUUCCUCCUCUCCACAAACGACAAGACCAUAAAGCUCUGGAAGGUAUUCGACAAGUCUCUCAAAGUGGUGGCCGAGAACAAUUUGUCGAAUGAGAUGACUCCGGCCGGUGCCGUGGGUGGUGGUGGUCUUCCCCGGGCACCGCGGGGAACCUUCAAGGAUGCCGGAGCUCUCAAGAUGCCACGCCUGACACACCAUGAUACCGUCGUUGCCGCCGUCCCUCGCAGAACGUAUGCGAAUGCCCACGCGUAUCAUAUCAAUAGCAUCUCCGUGAACAGUGAUGGCGAGACCUUUAUCAGCAGUGACGAUCUCCGAGUCAACUUGUGGAACCUCAACAUCCAGGACCAGAGCUUCAACAUUGUGGAUAUCAAACCUGCCAACAUGGAGGAACUCACAGAGGUCAUCACGGCGGCCGAGUUCCACCCGGUCAGCUGUAACUGGUUCAUGUAUGCCAGCUCCAAGGGAACUAUCAAGUUGGCCGACAUGCGCCAGCGCGCUCUUUGCGACGAGCAUGCCAAGUUGUUUGAACAAGAAGAAGAUGCUUCAUCGCGCUCAUUCUUCUCCGAGAUCAUUUCCUCCAUCUCAGACGUUCGAUUCUCACACGACGGCCGGUACAUUGUGUCGAGGGAUUACCUGACGGUGAAGAUCUGGGACGUCAACAUGGAACGCCAGCCGGUGAAGACGAUUCCCAUCCAUGAACAUCUGCGGCCACGCCUCUGCGAUACGUAUGAGAACGAUAGCAUCUUCGACAAGUUCGAGGUGGUCUUCUCUGGUGAUGCCGAGAAUGUAAUGACGGGCAGCUAUAACAACAACUUCAUGAUCUACCCUACGGAUGAGCAAAAGGAGACGGAGAUUGUGCUACAGGCGGACAAGUCGGCCUUCAAGGCCAAGAAGGUUGGCGUACCGACCCCGAUGAACAAGGGUACUGCGAAGAAGGCCGGCUCUAGGUCCGGCAGCCCUGCUGGCCCCGGGAGCCGGAUGAAGAAGGAGACCGAUGCCGACCAGAUCGACUUCAACAAGAAGAUCUUGCACAUGAGCUGGCAUCCCUUCGAGGACAGCAUUGCGAUUGCGGCUACAAACAACCUCUUCGUCUUUUCUGCUCUGUAAGCGGCGUCAAGUCGCUCAUUACAUCGGAACCCCCCAUACAAUGUUCUUGCGGACAAGUGCAUCUUGGCGAUGGGAUCGGGUGGUGGGUGGACGGACUGAUGAUACUGGCGGGAGAGCGAACAAAAGAAAAAGAAAGGACGCAACCAACAAAAAAUGAAAGCAAAAAUAAUGGCCAUAGCAGCACGCCCAGAUUCCAUAAUCCCAGGACUUUCCCUUCAACCUUACCCGCCUUCUCUCUUUCUUUGUUGUUCACAGAGGACCCAUCAUUCUCCGAUUGUCCGCAAGGCUACCUGCUUAAGCUUCAGCUUCAGCUCCCAGUUUUUUCUUCUUCUUUUUUCUUUUGACAGUCCUCUCUCCUCUGCCAUCGCCAUAUCUUCCUCUCUUGGUUUAUAUGCAAAUUUUAUUAGGUAUUCCACGGGCGUUUUACGGAGGCGCUUCAUGAUAGAGAAUGUUAAGCCUUCUUGGGGCCUGUUUCAUGACGGCUUUUCCUUACUCCUGUUGUGUGGGUAGGGGGUUACGAAUGAUGGAGUGAUUCCUAUUUUCAUGUCCCUUCAUGAUACCAUUCUCUCGGAUGAAUAAAAUCCUAAUACGCUUGUCUGGUAACCAUCCCUCUCCGAGUAUUCUGUAUUCCUUCCCAACUCCGGACCGCCGUACGAUCAAUCGC
This is a messenger RNA of Penicillium brasilianum, 3103 nucleotides long. Lineage: Eukaryota; Fungi; Ascomycota; Eurotiomycetes; Eurotiales; Aspergillaceae. The record is from the annotation of a GenBank genome assembly.